UCGAGAAUAUCCAAAUAUUAGACAUGGCGGAAAAAUCAAACAAAUAGAUUUUUUACGAUCAGUUCAGUAGUUUGCAUAUCAAAAUGCUGAAAGAUAUCCUUGAUGAAAUUGCACGAGUUGAAGCAGAGGUUGCGGAACUCAAUGAAAAGUUAGCUGCUAUAAGGAAUUUUCCCCGGCUAACCCAAGAUAUUUCUGGAGCAGGGGAUGAAGAUGUACAACUGCAGGUUGACACAAACAUUUUGAGGGAAAAAUGUAAACAGAUGAAGGCACAGAUAGACAACCCAAAAGAAGCAGAAUUGAUGUCACUGCCGGACAAUGAAGAGUUACAGUUUCAUGCUUUGAAAGAAGACUUAGUGAGAAAAGCUGCACAGUACCAGGAAUGUUUUGCUUUUCUGAAUGUACAGAGGAAAGAGCUUGUUGAAGAUAUGGAAAGAGAAGAAAAGACAAAUGAAGAAUUAAAAGCAGUAGUGAAAGCUGCUGAAAUGAAACUAGAAGAAACCAUUCAUGAAAAACAUACAAAAUCAGAGGUUGUCCGAAGACUAGAGACAAAGUGUUCAAAACUUGAUAAGGCCAACAGUAAAGCCUGGAAGGAAAUGAGUGCCUUUUUAGAUGAACAUUAUCCUCUUCCUGAUCAAGAUGCAUUUACUAAGGUCAAGAAAAAGGUUCAUGUUGGCGGAGUUGAAGAUGUGAAUCUUAUAAGACUGGAGAAUCUAAAACCGCUGAAAGCUAUUGUUAAGGAAUUGAUGACAGCUUGUGUUGACACACCAAAUGAUCCUUAUAUAGUUACAGACCACCAGUAUUGGCCGCCAUAUGUUGACCUGCUCCUCCAAGUAGAUAUAGCACUGCGACACCCAGAUGACUGGAAACGAGUUAAAUUAAUGCCAUUUCAUUUGUGAUGUCAUAAUAUGUAAACUUGAACCUUAUUUUAACUUGUCUGAUGUUUUAAUUGAUAAGGUAUUAUAAUGUCAGUUUUACAUCAAUGUUAAUUACAGUUUUUGUUAAGGGUAGAUUGUUAGCUCUCCUGAACUUUGUUAAGAGUGAGUUAUUAGUAAAGGUUGGUGGUCUCUCAUCCAUUGUCAAUCACAACAAAUUUGGUCUCUUAGCACCCUGGCACAGAUCUCUCAGUUUUGUUUAAAUGGUUCAGCUUGACCUAUCAUUAGCUGCUUGAUCAUUACAAAACUUGGUCUACAGAUUCUUGCUUGGACCUUUCUCAAGUCUUUUCUCAAUGGUUCUGCCAAGACUCAAGAAGUAUAAAGAAAUUUUAAAAUAGAUGAGGUUUUUUAUGCAAUAUUGUUAAUUUUUGCUAUAUUUUAAGCAAAAAUCGUGACAUUUUACUUAGACAUACCUUUUUGUCUAUGUCGUUUGUGCUAAAAGAAAUUAGUAUUUCUUGGUUACUGUGUUCCUUAAUUAAGGAUGCAAACUAUCCACAGUUCAUGUUUUCUUUUCUACAGCAGCGUUCAAUAAUAGACCUCUUCCCCAAAGAAAACUUCCUCUGAUGUUAAAGAAGGAUUUGUAUGCCCUUUGCUUAAAGACCAAGCUCUUUUUAGCUCAUCUGAUUUUUUGAGAGAAAAAAUGAUGAGUUAUUGUCAUCACUUGGUUGGCGUUGCCUGGUUAAGUUUCAUGUUUAGGUCAGCUUUUCUCCUAAACUAUCAAAGCUAUUGCUUUAAAACUUGCAACACUUGUUCACCAUUAAUAGCUGACUCUGUACAGCAAGAAAAAUAACCCCAUCCUGCUUUUUGCAAGAAUAUGGCCCCUUUUGGACUUAGAAAAUAUAAGAUUUCUUGGUUAAGUUUUAUGUUUAGGUCAAGUUUUCUCCUAAACUAUCAAAGCUAUUGCUUUAAAACUUGCAACACUUGUUCACCAUCAAUAGCUGACUCUGCACAGCAAGAAACAUCACUCCAUCCUGCUUUUUAUAGCCACAUAUGGUUCUGGGAUGAUCUGUGAAUGAACAGAAUUGGAACCACUGCCUUACCCUUGCAUGAUCGUAAGAGGCGACUAAUAGGGUCUUAACCCUUGGUUUUGCAGUAACUCUGUGAUUCCAGCAGGUAUGCAAAUUUUGAUUCCAUACCUCAUGUUUUUAUUUCGAUGUAAAUGAGAUGUGGAACCAAAAUUUGUAUUCCUGUUUGGUGCCAUAUAACCUACCGGUAUGCUGUGUUGGUGCGCCGUAAAACCCAAAUAAAUAAACUACUUUUUGUAAGAAUUAUGGCCCCUUUUGGACUUAGAAAAUACCAGCUUUCUUGGUUAAGUUUUACAUUUAGGUCAACAGCUAAUGCUUUAAAACUUGGAGCAGUUAUUUCCCAUUAAAAGCUGACUCUGCACACUACAUUGCUUUUUGCAAGACGUAUGGCCCCUUUUGGACUUAGAAAAACAGAUUUCUUUGUUAAGUUUUGUGUUUAGGUCAACUUUUCUCCUUAACAGUCAAAGCUAUUGCUUUAAAACUUGCAUCAUAAGCUUACUCUGUACAGCAAAAACAUAACUCCAUCCUGCUUUUUGCAUAAAUUAUGGCUCCUUUGGACAUAGAAAAUAUCAUAAAAACACAUAGGUAGGACAAUAUUUCUGUUAUACAGAGACAAAAAAAUCAGAUGAGCUUCUGCAGCCACAGGGCUGUACUUAUGUUUCCUUUGGUAACAGUGCCAGGCCCCUUCCCUUCUUAGUAAAAAAGAAAACAUGAACCAGUUCAUGUAGUUUCAUGAAAAUUUGGCCAGAGGCAUCGGGCUACAAUGUAUGUCAAAACUAAACAACACAGCUACCAGAGCUAAAAUAGUUAAAAUUUUGAAAAUCUUUGUGUCCAGAGCUGCAAUAUCCACAGCUUAGAUAUUUGGUUAAUAGCAUCGUCUCGUGGGCCUCCACAAAAUUUAUUCAAAUCAUGCCUCUGGGGUCAAAUUUGGCACUGCCCUUGUGUUUACUUGUUGGACAUAGACUUGUGUAGGAAAAAUAUUAAACUUCAAGACCUUGAGCUUAGAUAUUUGGCAUGUAAAUUUGUAUAGUGGUCCUUUACCAUGUCUGUUUAAAUCAUGCCACUAUGGAUCAAGAUCAGAUAAGAUUAAUUUAAUUUGAAAAGAUAGCAAACAAGUUUAACAUAAGCUCAUGUGAGCUUUUGAACUGACUAAAGAAUGACAUAUGGUACAUAUGAUAAAGUUGGCCCAGCCAUUAGUGUUCACUUGUUUUACGUACACUAGAAUUUUUGUAUAAGAAAAACUUAAAAAAUUAAAAGAUCAAGGCUUAGAGCUUAGAUAUCUGUAUUUUGCAUGUAGCAUAGUGUAGGGGCUCUCUUCCAAGUUUGCCCCUUGGGUGACAUUUUACUUCACAUUGAUAAUGUAAAUAUGAUAAUAAUAUGUUGAAUACUGUUGUGCCCUGAAAUGCGUAAAAUUAUGAAUGUUCGUCAUUCUUAUAGAUUUAUCAUAAUUAUUUUAAAAUUACCAUUUGGACUCACUUGGCUCUUAGUGUUUUGUGUCCUACCAGUGGAACACCGGAGGGGACUGUAGGAAAAUGCCCUCCGUCCGUCUGUCCACAAAUCUUAAUCCUGCAAUUACUUGAAAAGUAUAUAUACAUAUUACCUGGAUAGGGCAAUAAGGAACACUAACAAAGUUUUAUACUGUUAGGGGAACAGUGUUGCCAUUGCAAUACUCGGUCACUUGUUAACAUUAUCAUAACGGUUAUCUUGAAAGCAAAGUUUUCCUUAUUUUGCAUUUAUCAUAGUAAUUAUUAUCACUGCUCUUUGUUUUAGUUUAAAACUAUGUUGCUCUUGCACAAGUUCUAGGUUAAGGCCUGCUUUUCUGAAGAUUUCUUGCAACUUGGUGAAUAUGUUCAAUAUCUAAAAAAAGAUUUUGUAGAAAAAAAAACUGUCUUGAUCACAUAAUAUAUUUAUUAUGGCACAACAAAAACAAAGAAAACAAACUUUCUGUACUGUGCUUUUUUUCAUUACUUAACUUUUGUUUCAAGAUGCAUUUUUCUUGCAUACAGGGAUGGGAGUUUCCAGUGUUUCCACAGGUGCUGGAAAACUCUGUGUUCUACCCCAUUGUGUAGGGUGACCCUUGUGCUGUAAACAGUCCGGCACACUUCUUAAAGUGAUUUUUAAAUCACUUUCAUAGAAUAUAUUUCAAAUAUUUUGUUGAUAAAAAUACUUCUCCUACUAAAAAAUUAUCUCCAUUGCACACAGAGGCUCAGAACUGAAGAAAAAGAAUAAGUUUUUUGAAAAUGACUUCAUCACAUUACUGUACAAUGGGUAAAUGACAUCAUAAAUAACUACAUUUUUGCUUUUUAGCUCAUUUGAUUUUUGAAAAAAAUUACACGGUAUUGUCGUCACUUGAUCAUCGGUGUUGUUGUUGGACUAAAUUUUUGUUUAGGUCCACCUUUUCACAAACCCUGUAAGAGCUACAGCUUUGAAACUUUGCACACUUGUUUAUCCACAUUAGGGGACUAUGUAGGCCAAGAUCUAUAACUCUGAUAUGCAUUUUGUUAGAAUUAUGGCCCUAUUUGUACUUAGAAAAUUUUAGUUUCUUGGCUAAAAUUUUUGUGUUUCUUGGUUAAAAAUUUUGUUUAGGUCCACCUUUUCUCAAAAACUAUAAGAGCUACAGAUUUGAAACUUAGCACACUUGUUUAUCAUCAUUAGGGGACUAUGUAGGCCAAGACCCAUAACUUUGAUUUGCAUUUCGUCACAAUUAUGGCCCUUUUUGUACUUAGAAAAUUUAAGUUUAUUGGUUUAAAUUUUUGUUUAGGACACCUUUUCUCAAAAAUUAUAAGAGCUACAGCUUUGAAACUUUGUACACUUGUUUAUCACCAUUAGGGGACUGUGUAGGCAAAGACUCAUAUCUCUGAUGUGCUUUUUGUCAGAAUUAUGGUCCUUUUUAGCUUGACUAUUCGAAGAAUAGGUGAGCUAUCCUACUUGCGUCGGCGUUAGCGUUAGCAUCACACAAAUGUUAAAGUUUGGUUACAGUACAGCUAGCGCGGCACCUUCAAAAACCCUUCGACCCUUGUGGGGAAAAAAACGGGUGUUCAGUUGCGAGGGCCGGACACCCUCGCGGUCACGAUCAUCGCUGAUCGCGAUGACCGGCCGCGAGGAAUUGCAGUGUUCACGCGAGGGACCAUCGCGGUCAACGUUUCAUUUAAAAUUAGAUACUGUAUUUUAAAGUUUAUUGUAGGAAUAGUCGAAUUUAUUUAUCUGUAUUGUAAUUGUUAUAAAAAAAUCGUUAUCAUUACCAUUCUUGUAUUUUUUUUUCAUAUACCUUUAUCACACCUUUCUUUGUAUGGGAAAUGUUGUCAUCUUCAUGUGUCCAAUAUUUUUAUUGUUUCGGUUUUAGUUUUCUUUAACUGACAAUAACACCCUUUUCAGUAAAUUACUGUAUAAACAAUUUUCAACUAAUUAUGUGUAGAGAUGUUUUAUACAUAUCAAGGUGUGACAAGUAGAUGUAUUAGAAUGUUUCUGCGAUCAGUAAUAACAAAAUAACGAUAGUCUUGGGAAACUAUAAUACAUGUAUAUUAGUACUCUCGGGACAUUUUUCUCAAUACUCUAUCUGGGCCAACAUACUUAUGAUUCUUUUUUAAAUCGGUAUCAGCUAACAUGUACAAAUGCUUUCUAGAAGUGUUUAUCAGACGAACAUACAUGUACACACAUAUAUUUAUUUACAUAUAUUGUAUUAUUAGCAAUACGGUAAACACACGCUUCCUUUAUUUUGCAGGUGUAUUUGCACAACACAUGGCGACAAGCGUAUGCAAAAUGUUAAAGUUAAAUUUAUAUAAGUUGAAAACUGUGUUAUCAUACUUAUAAUAACUAUUUGUUAUAAAUCAUUUAACACCAUUCCGAUUUUCUUUGUUUACUGUUUGGCAUGAAAUCAUAUUUUUCUAAAAAGUUACAAGUUAAAAUUAAUAGCUUUAAAAGAUGUUUACUUCUGUUACGAAUGUAUCUGCACAAAUGAUGUUUAGGUACAUUAGUAUAAUUCUGUAUAAACUACAGUAUUUGCUAGGUUAUGAUUUUUAACCAGGUUUUCAACGAAAACCUGAGUUAUUAGAUUGGGGUAGAUGUCGCUCGGGCGGGCGGGUGGCGGCGGCGGCGGCGGCGUCAAACUGGUGUUUCCGGUCAAUAACUUUUGUUUCGGUAAAGAUAUUUGAAUAAAACUUGGUAUGUAUGUAGCUUAUAUCAAGACAAAGGCUGGGAUUGAUUUUGGGGUUUCUGGGGUCAAGGUCAAGGUCACUGUUACUUAAAAUAGAAAAAGGGUUUCCGGUCAAUAACUUUUAUUUCGGUAAAGAUAUUUGAAUAAAACUUGGUAUGUAUGUAGCUUAUAUCAAGACAAAGGCUGGGAUUGAUUUUGGGGUUUCUGGGGUCAAGGUCAAGGUCACUGUUACUUUAAAUAGAAAAAGGAUUUCCGGUCAAUAACUUAACUUAGGAAUGAGCUAUCAUGAUGAAACUUGGUGUAUAGAAAACUUAUAUAAAGUUGUAGCUUGGGAUUGAUUUUGGGGUUUCUGGGAUCAAGGUGAAGGUCAUUGUUACUAAAAAUAGGGUUAGGGUUAGGUUAGGGUUAGGGUUAGCAUAUCUUCUACAUGCAUGGAGGGAUUUUGAUGAAAAUUGGCACAAUUGUUCACCAUCAUGAGACGGAGUGUCAUGCGCAAGAACCAGGUCCCUAGGUCUAAGGUCAAGGUCACACUUAGAGGUCAAAGGAUACAAGAAUGAAAACUUUGUCCGGAGCAUAUCUUCUUCAUGCAUAGAGGGAUUUUGAUGUAACUUGGCACAAUUAUACACCAUCAUGAGACGAAGUGUCUUGCGCAGUUCCCUUCUUUAGAAUUACUUCCCUUUGUUGUUACUAUAAAUAGCUUAUAUUGUAACUUUUUCAUAACUAGACGUAGGGAAAAAUCGAGACCACUUUUCUGUAGUACAACAUGCAUGUUACAUCCAAUUUUUAGGUGUAUUUUGACCAAUCUCUACCUGGUUAGGAUUUCUGUGUGGACUUAAAAAAAAAAAAUUUGUAUUUUUUUUUUUUUUUUUUUUUUUUUUUUUUUAAGAUUAACUUCCCUUAGUUGUUACUAUAAAUAACUUAUAUUGAAACUUUUUUUGUAAUUGACCGUAGGGAAAAACCAAGACCACUUUUCUAUGGUACAACAUAGUUGUUACUUUCUAAUUUUAGGUGUAUUUUAAGGUAUCUCUACCUGGUAAGGAGUUUUUUUGUGGACUUAGAAAAACAAAAGAAUUACAAUGAUUACUAAACAACCACAAAAUUAAAAUUACAUCUGCAAAUACAGGUGCUAGAGUAAAGAAAUUUGCUGUGACGGGCGUAUAUUGUGACAUUCUGGCACUCUUGUUUAUUCUUAUGAAAAGUGUUGAAAACCUGGUUUCGUGGCAUUGCCGCGUUUCUUGUUUAUUUUCAUGUUUAAUAUAUAAAAUCUAUGUAAAACGAAGCCACAUAAUUACUGUGCUUACUAUUAUUCUGUUUCAUUAUUAAAUGACUAUUUCACAAGGGUUAAAAUCAUUUUUAUAUCUUUUAUUAUUAUAUUUUUUUUUGUAAGAGUGUUUUUAAUAUUUUGUUUAGGUAAUAGAUUGCAAGGACUA
Molecule: messenger RNA, 7540 nt
Organism: Mercenaria mercenaria
Lineage: Eukaryota; Metazoa; Mollusca; Bivalvia; Venerida; Veneridae
Product: centromere protein K-like
Exons: 2
Coding region: 84-896 (270 amino acids)
Biological process (GO): mitotic sister chromatid segregation; kinetochore assembly
Cellular component (GO): nucleus
Source: RefSeq, a predicted model, not a curated record